Messenger RNA from Trichoplax adhaerens, 555 nucleotides. RefSeq lists its product as uncharacterized. The record is from RefSeq and is a predicted model, not a curated record. Lineage: Eukaryota; Metazoa; Placozoa; Uniplacotomia; Trichoplacea; Trichoplacidae. The annotation marks the transcript as partial. The transcript is spliced from 7 exons. Gene Ontology annotation, cellular component: cytoplasm; autophagosome. Gene Ontology annotation, molecular function: protein serine/threonine kinase activity; ATP binding. Gene Ontology annotation, biological process: autophagy; protein autophosphorylation; autophagosome organization.
UUACAGUUUUGUAAUGGUGGAGAUCUAUCGGAUUACUUACAAGAUAAAGGGACGCUCAGUGAAGAAACCAUUAGAACAUUCCUUAAGCAAAUAGCAUCUGCCAUGAGGAUUCUCCACUCGAAAGGCAUCAUUCAUAGAGAUUUGAAACCACAAAACCUAUUACUGUGUUAUAAUGUCAAAAACCCUACCCCAUCUGACAUUAAAAUUAAAAUAGCGGACUUUGGCUUUGCAAGGAUUUUACCGGAGAACACGAUGGCUGCAACAAUAUGUGGCUCUCCCCUCUACAUGGCUCCGGAAGUCUUUAAUAAUGGCAGCUAUGACAGUAAAGCAGAUUUAUGGAGUAUUGGUGCCAUUGUAUAUCAAUGUUUAACUGGAAAAGCACCAUUUACAGCAUCGAAUCCACAGAAAUUGAGAAAUUUUUAUGUUAAUAGUACCGAAUUAAUACCAAACAUUCCAAACUAUGCAUCUAAAGAAAUUUCUGAUUUGAUUUUAAAAUUAUUGAAGAAGAAUCCUCGUGAGCGAAUGUCUUAUGGUAAAUAUAGCCGUAACUUGUAA